AAGAAAGAGAGAGAGAGAGAGAGAGAGAGAGAGAGAGAGAGGUAGGUAGAUUGAGAAGAGCAGAGCAGGUAACAUCCAUCGUCCAUGUUCCUCUAUCUCUCCUCUCCAUUGAGAAGAAUCCUAGUAAAGCACGUGAAACUAUUCGUUAACACUUAUAAUUCAGCAACUACUGUUACAAAACUACUUUACGAACCCCUCAAUUAAGCUGACUUCACUCUCUGCCUCUGUCUCUCUCGUCUUUUUUGUGGGGGAGGCCAAUCUGUUUCUGCUGCUGCAUCAUAUCCAUCUGCAUAGGAAAUGUGUCUCCAUUCAGAUCUUCUCUCACAAAUCACAGCAAUGGCAUGAAGCUGUUGCUGUCUAGAUCUUUAGACUGGGUAGUAGAUACAGAGCUGUUUUUAGACUGGCUCAUUUGAAGACAAUUGACUGAGUAAAGAUCUAGACAAAACUAAAGGUGAAGUAUGAGGAUGAUGACGUUUCCAAACCGUUACUUGAUUGUCAUUUUAACCUUCAUCAGCACAUCUGUUUGCUAUAUAGAACGUGUGGGCUUCUCUAUUGCAUAUACAAUUGCUGCUGAUGCUGCUGGGGUAAACCAAUCAACUAAAGGAACUGUACUGGCUUCAUUCUAUUGUGGAUAUGCAUGUUCUCAGGUGCCUGGUGGAUGGGCAGCUCAGAAAAUUGGGGGAAGGAAGGUCCUCCUCAUUUCUUUUGUGUUAUGGUCAUUGACUUGUGCAUUAGUCCCACUAGACCCUGAUCGAGUUACAGUUUUAGUGAUUGCUCGCUUGCUUGUUGGUGUGGCACAAGGCUUCAUCUUCCCCUCCAUCCACACAGUGCUAGCACAGUGGGUUCCACCCCAUGAAAGAUCUAGAUCUGUUUCUCUAACUAUGUCUGGUAUGUACCUUGGUGCAGCUACUGGAAUGCUUUUCCUUCCAAGCUUGGUAAAGUAUAGGGGACCCCAAUCUGUAUUUCUUGUUGAGGCAGCAUUAGGUGCCAUGUGGUGCAUGCUUUGGUUCAAGUAUGCUAGUGACCCUCCUCGUUCUGAACAUCCAAAAGCCACUGCCUCUGGUUUUGGUGAAUCUUUGUUGCCAGUUAAAGGAAGCCAGAAAAUGAAAGUGGAGAAUGGAGGAAUUUCUGCCAAAACUGCCAACAUACCAUGGAAAAAAAUUUUACUCAGCUUGCCAGUUUGGGCAAUUGUGGUAAAUAAUUUCACCUUCCAUUAUGGUUUGUACGUGUUGAUGAACUGGCUACCAACAUACUUUGAGAAAGGGCUGCAGCUUAGUCUUCAGGAGAUGGGGUCAUCUAAAAUGAUGCCUUAUUUUAACAUGUUUAUAUUUUCAAAUAUUGGCGGGGUAGUUGCUGACCACUUAAUCACCAAGAGAAUCUUGUCUGUGACGAGAAUCAGGAAGUUGUUGAACACUGUAGGGUUCCUCGUUGCAUCUCUUGCAUUCAUAUUACUUCCUCUCUUCAGAACUUCCAGUGGGGCUGUGUUUUGUUCUUCUGUAGCUCUUGGUUUCUUGGCACUAGGAAGAGCUGGGUUUGCAGUGAACCACAUGGAUAUUGCUCCGAGAUAUGCAGGGAUUGUUAUGGGAGUUUCUAAUACUGCUGGUACCUUUGCUGGCAUUAUUGGAGUUCGUUUCACUGGCUGGCUUCUUGAAUGUGCGAAAACUGCCAAUCCAGAUCUUUCAAGUCCAGAGAGCUGGAAAUUAGUGUUUUACAUACCAGGGUUUCAAUGCAUCUUUAGUUGUCUGGUGUUUCUAUUGUUUUCCACUGCGGAGAGAAUUUUUGACUGAGUUAAUCUUGUUCCAUGUCAAGAUCACUCUGUCACGGUUGAGAUUCAAUUUACAAUUAUCUGCUGAUUAGCCUUUUGAGGGUUGUCAAGCGUAUCAUUCUUUUGCAGGAAGGGUGUGUAAGAUUACCAACAGUCUAAAAGAAUUUAAAUGGUAGUGUAGCCACAGGAUAGAUAGAUAUUGAAAAAUAUUCUUUAAUUUUCAUUGUGAAGAAUCUGUAACUUAUUCGCUUGUUUUUUCAAUCAUUAUGCAAUAAUCCAGCAAAUUUUCAUUUGGCUCAUGAAACA
Messenger RNA from Quercus robur (English oak), 2071 nucleotides. Its product is annotated as probable anion transporter 5. Lineage: Eukaryota; Viridiplantae; Streptophyta; Magnoliopsida; Fagales; Fagaceae. Gene Ontology annotation, biological process: transmembrane transport. The transcript is spliced from 2 exons. Bases 459 to 1787 code for a protein of 442 amino acids. Gene Ontology annotation, molecular function: transmembrane transporter activity. The record is from RefSeq and is a predicted model, not a curated record.